This is a messenger RNA of Penicillium arizonense, 1356 nucleotides long. RefSeq names its product C78 family peptidase. Bases 1 to 1356 code for a protein of 451 amino acids. The transcript has 5 exons. Lineage: Eukaryota; Fungi; Ascomycota; Eurotiomycetes; Eurotiales; Aspergillaceae. The record is from RefSeq and is a predicted model, not a curated record.
AUGGCGGACCACAGCACCCCAUCAUGUCCAUUUUGUCCAUUCACAGACCAAGAUGCUGACUUUGUCACUCAGCAUAUCGAAUUCUGUCAUCCAGAAUUUGGGGGCGCGGGCUUUUUGUCCGACAGCCCUCCUGUUGCGAGUCCGAGGUUGUCACCGUCUGUUGACGACGAUGCAGACAAGUAUGUUGACUGUCCACACGGGUGUGGGGAGACGGUGGCAAGUGCCGAACUAUCGAAUCACUUAGAUCUGCAUGUUGCAGAGUGUAUGGCACUGGAUGAUGCUGGGGCAACGCUGGCACACUCAACCGCGGGAGGUUCAUAUGAAGAUGACCAUUCAUUUGACGAGGAUGACUCAUUCGACAUGCUGGAUUCUCAUAAGGGGGGGAAGCGUGGGAUGCAGCGAGAUGUCUCGCGAGCAAAUACAGCAAAGCCACUACGGCCUCACGACCCUCCGAAGGCAAUUGGCCCUGAUGGUGCAAAGAGAUUAGGACGUUCAGAACUGGGUCCCCAUGCCCAUGAAAAGAAAAUGCCGUCGUGGCUGAGGAAAAUGUUGGAGAAAGGAGGCCGCACUUCAAAGCAGACCCAAAUUACUUCAGACGGUAAAUUGUCACGGCGCGAGACAGUGGAAAAUGAGACCGACAAUUUGAUUCCAAUCCUUGCUCGUUUAUGUGAACAAGACAAAUCUGUGAAGCGGGCCUUUUUUUGUAGCCCCAAGGUCCGCCAUAUCUGCAAGAUGUCUCGGGAAGGCGGGUUUUGUGGCUACCGGAACAUUCAGAUGCUCAUCUCUUAUUUGAGAAAGUCUCGAAGUUAUGGAUAUGAGCACUUUCCAGAAAAGGGCCCGACGAUCUUGGAUCUACAGGAUAUGAUUGAAUCUGCCUGGGAUAUGGGAUUCAACAGUGUUGGGAGAACGGAGACUGGGGGUAUCAAAGACACCCGCAAAUUUAUUGGAACGCCCGAGGCACAAGCAUUAUUCAUGAGUCUUGGGAUCCCGUCUGACGCCAGCAGUUUGUGUGAAACUAGUGACAUACGCGCCUGCGAUGCCCUCUACAUGGAUGUGGCAAGCUAUUUCAGGUCGGCAUGUUCACUAGAGGACGAAGAGACCAAGAUCUUCAAGACUGAUCUCCCUCCGAUAUACUUCCAACAUCAAGGUCAUUCCAUGACAAUUGUUGGGUUUGAGAUCCGAGACAAUGGCAGUGCCAAUCUGCUCGUUUUCGACCCGAUGUUCAAAACUUCCCCUGCCAUGGAGCGUAUGCUCGAAGCUUUUGUCAAACCAAAAGAUCCUACGCGCCUGCUCAAAGUCUAUCGCAGAGGCACGCCUUAUCUGCAAAAGUAUAAGAUAUUCGAGCUUCUCAAGUGA